Molecule: messenger RNA, 3291 nt
Organism: Prorocentrum cordatum
Lineage: Eukaryota; Dinophyceae; Prorocentrales; Prorocentraceae
Source: the annotation of a GenBank genome assembly
AUGUUGACGCCUAUGCCCAAGGCAAUUGCGAUUGUCUUCCUCCGUUUACUAGCCGUCGCGGCGACCGGCGAUGCGGAGCUUGCGGCGGACAACAUCCUCAUGCAGAUCAGUGCUGGAAGUGCGUGGCGACGUCCACAGGCUGAUUGUACAGGGGUCCGCAAAAGCUUCGACGCUGGCUUUGGGGGCUGUGACGUGUACACUUCAAACCGCAACAACCACCAGUUCUGCCACAGGGACUUCGACGAGGGCCAGGGCUUCUACGCCGCGCAGGUGUGCUCCGAGUGCCUCGUGUGCCAGGCGCUGUCCCCGGAUGCCGAGAAGGCGGCCGAGGAGUCGGCGGCCGAGCAGGCGGCGAAGCUGAAGCGCGACGCCGAGCUGGAGAAGGCCGAGGCGAAGGCGAACAAGAAGAAGGCCGAGCGCGAGGCCAAAGAAAAGGCCUGGCAAGAGGAGAAGGAGAAGAGGGAACGCGAAGCGGAGGAGGAGAAGAACAAGGCUCUCCAGGAGGCCACGGAGGCCGAGAACAGGGCCCAGGAGGCUGAGCGCAGGGCCGAGGAUGCCAAGCGCGAGGCGGAGGCCGCGGCCGUGCGCCGGGCGCAGGCCGAUGCAAAGCUGAAGGAGUUUGCCAAUCGUCAUGAGUGGAGCAGGGAGCACGAGCAGCUAGAGGCCGAGCACAUGGUGCGGAAGGAGGCCCACAGCCAGGCGGUCCAGGAUGCGAAGCAAGCGCAGAAGGAGGUCGGCCCGCUCAAGGAAGAGGCCCGGCGCAAGGCAGAGGUCCUUAAAAGAGCGGAGGCCAAGCACAAGGGGGAGGCCGAGCGCAAAGCGGAGGCCGUGCGCAAAAUGCAGGAGAAGCGAGAGGAGGAAGAGCGCAAAGCAGAGGCCCAGCGCAAGGAGGAGGCAGAGCGCGCGGCCGAGGGCGAGAGCUUGAUGAAGGCGGCGCAGGAGGAAGCGGACCGUAUGGCGGAGGCCGAGAGCAAGGUGGAGGCCGAGCGCAAGGCGGAGGCCGAGCGCGCAGCAGAGGCCGAGCGCAAGGCGCAGGCCAAGGCAGCGGCCGAGGCCGCGGAGGAGGCCGAGCGCAAGGCCGAGGCCGAGCGCGUUGCCAAGGAAGACGCCAAGCGGCAGGCGGAGGAGGCCGAGCGCGUGGCAGAGGCCAAGCGCAAGGUGGAGGCCGAGCGCAAGGUGGAGGCCGAGCGCAAGGCGCAGGCCAAGGCAGCGGCCGAGGCCGCGGAGGAGGCCGAGCGCAAGGCCGAGGCCGAGCGCGUUGCCAAGGAAGACGCCAAGCGGCAGGCGGAGGAGGCCGAGCGCGUGGCAGAGGCCAAGCGCAAGGUGGAGGCCGAGCGCAAGGUGGAGGCCGAGCGCAAGGCGGAGGCCGAGCGCGCAGCAGAGGCCGAGCGCAAGGCGCAGGCCAAGGCAGCGGCCGAGGCCGCAGAGGAGGCCGAGCGCAAGGCCGAGGCCGAGCGCGUGGCAGAGGCGGAGCGCAAGGCGGAGGCCGAGCGCAAGGCCCAGGCCGAGCGGAAGGUAGAGGUCGAGCGCAAGGCGGAGGCGAAGGCCAAGCGCAAGGCGGAGGCCGAGCGCAAGGCGCACGCCAAGGCAGCGGCCGAGGCCGCGGAGGAGGCCGAGCGCAAGGCCGAGGCUGAGCGCGUGGCAGAGGCGGAGCGCAAGGCCGAGGCCGAGCGCAAGGCCGAGGCCGAGCUGAAGGCAGAGGCCGAGCGCAAGGCCGAGGCCGAACGCGCAGCAGAGGCCGAGCGCAAAGUUCAGACCGAGCGCAAGGCCGAAGCCGAGCGGAAGGCGGAGGCCAAGGCCAAGCGCAAGGCAGAGGCCGAGCGCAAGGCGGAGGCGAAGGCCAAGCGCAAGGUGGAGGAAAUGCGGAGGGCGGAGGCCGAGGGCGUGGCCAAGGAGAAAGCCGAACAGAGGGCCGAGGCCGAGGCCAAGCGCAAGGUGGAGGACAUGCGCGUGGCGGAGGCCGAGGGCGUGGCCAAGGAGAAAGCCGAACAGAGGGCCGAGGCCGAGGCCAAGCGCAAGGUGGAGGACAUGCGCAAGGCGGAGGCCGAGGGCGUGGCCAAGGAGAAAGCCGAACUGAGGGCCGAGGCCGAGGCCAAGCGCAAGGUGGAGGACAUGCGCAAGGCGGAGGCCGAGGGCGUGGCCAAGGAGAAAGACGAACGGAGGGCGGAGGCCGAGCGCAAGGCGGAGGCCAAGGCAGAAGCCGAGCGCAAUGCGCAGGCUAAGCGCGAAGAGGACGAUCAUUGGGCCAAGGAGUUGGCCAAGGAAGAGGCUGAACGCAAGGCGAAGCUGCAAGCGGAGGCUGCGGCGGAGGAGGCCAAGAAGGACGCUGAGCGGGCGGCUGCGGAGGAGGCCAAGCGCGUGGCACAGGAGACGCAGGCCGCGGAGGAGUCCGAGCGCGCCGCACGCCAGCAGGCCAAGAAGGCCCAGAAGGCGGCGGCGGCGGCGGCGGCCAAGAAGCGGGCCGAGGCCGAGGAGGAGGCUCAGCGCAAGAACGAGGCCGAGGAGGCUGCGCAGGCGGCGGCGCAGGCGGAGGCGGCGCAGGCGAGAGCGAAGGAGGCUGUUGCGGCGAAAGCGCCAAAGCCGGCGAAGGAAGAGCGCUACAGCUUCGAGCCGCCCAUGCUGCCAGCCGCUGGGCAUUGGUGGGACGAGCAGGGCACCACGCAGAAGGAGGCUGCAAAGCCGAAGUCUGCUCGGAAAGAGACUGCCGCAAAAGCCGUCGGCGACCCCCACUUGGUGAACAUGUACGGACAGCGCUUCGACAUCCUGAGGGAGGGCAAUCACACGCUGAUCCAGAUUCCCAGGCAUGCGGAACCCAAAGAAACCUUGCUGAAGGUGAACGGCGAGGCUUUGCACAUGGGCGGCGCUUGCGCCGACAUGUACUUCCGCUCCAUCUCCGUAAAGGGCAAGUGGGCCGAAGACUUGGCGUACACGCUGAGCAAAGGGCAAAGCCGCAGCGCUGGUUUCAACUUCUUUGCGGACGCAGCUCACAAGAGCAACAGCACGCACUGGACGCGCUUCGGCAACGAGCUGGACCUGAAGAUUAUCUGGGGCAGAACGAUCACCGGCGUCCGCUACCUCAACAUCUUCGUCAAGCAUCUGGCCGCUGUGCAGGCCUCCGUCGGUGGUCUCCUCGGCGAGGACGACCACUCGACUAUCGCGACUCCUCCGGCGCACUGCAAGCGCACGAUCUCCCUCUUGUCCAUCGGGAGCCACCUGGGCGCCGGCGUGUCGCAGGGCGACGGCACAUUCGACGAGCUGGCGCAGGUGGCGCACGAGUUCGACUACCAGUGA